AUGGAUGGCUCCUUCGACGUCCGCGACUACAUUGAUGCUCCCCACCAAAUGCCUGCACCAAUAAAUUCAGACCAGUCUCCUAAGCCCCCUGACCACCCGCCCUCGCACUCAAACUCCCGCUCGGCCACCCCGACAAACGCUGCGCCCCCAAAUAUCACUCCCCCGCCCCCAGAGGCGCCGCAGACCGAUGCGCCACCCCCAGCGGCGCCGUCACCAGCUGCUCCUCCCGCCGCCAGCCCCGACCCCGGUGCCUCCAUCCAAUCGCUUCUUGCAUCCAAAAAAGAUGCCGCGAGCAACGGACCACCAGCUCCGCCAGCCUGGAGUCCGCAACAACCCCUGCAUGCACCGAUGAAUGGGCUGCCUGCACCGCUGGCCCCCGGCAAGCGCAAGCUCGACGAUAAGGACACGGAGGAUCCACAUCACAAAAUUAGACGCAUUGUUGGCGAUCACGUAUCCCAGGAUCCCUCCAGAGUCAUGCCAAUGACCACUGUAAUAUGUCUCCAUGCCGCGGUCGCACAAAAGUCCUACGGAAGUGAGAAGCGCUUCCUCUGCCCGCCCCCUGUUGUCCACAUUGAAGGCCCUGUCUGGCACCUCCGAUCACAGCAGUUGUCCAUGUCCGUCGUAUCUGAAAACGGUGAACGCUCCUUUGAACAAAAGGCGCCACUCGACAACAACAUGACUGCCAGCUUCAAGUUCUUGCAUGUCACUGGUACCGCCAAAGCGAAGAGCUUCCAGUUGUCCCUCGAUGUCGCAGAACCCGCUCCCAACGCAACUGGCUCGGAAAGUAACGCGCUCCCAGGUCGAGUUUGGGCUUCUUUCGACUCUGCUCCCGUAACCAUCAUCUCCAAGCCAUCCAAGAAGACUGCGAAGACGCGUAAUAUAUCGUCCUGCAUCCUUGCUGGGGGUCCCGUAUCACUAUUUAACAGGAUCAAUUCCCAAACUGUUCGCACCAAAUAUAUGACUAUAGAUCACGCUCAGUUAUGCGCGAGUAACGUCGCGUGGUCUGCCUUCAAUGUCAAUGUUGUUCGACGGCCUGACCAGGCGAAUCUCAUAGGAGCCCCGCUGCCAGUCACUUAUGGGUGUGAAAUUGUGCUUUCGGAUACACACUCAGGUAUCGCCACAUCGCCGCUCAUUAUUCGCAAAGUGGACAAGGGAAGGGUGUCGCCAGACGAUGGAGGCCCAGUCAGCCAAAUGCAAAAGAUUGCCUUGCAGCGUGUAAAUCCCGAUGGCUCGAGGCACUAUCUCUCCGCUGCGGGGCCGAUACCAGUGCCCGGCACCCCCGGCGUGAUCCCCCCACCGGCGCCUGGCAUUUCCUCACACCCAGGCACCCACCCAUUGCUAUUCCAGUCUCCUCGCGUUCGAGAGGAGCUCAAAGACGGCGUCCGAAUUAUCUCGGACGAAGUUGAUGAUUAUUUGUGCUGGACCAUCGUUGGUAUCUCCAAAUUCCAAUAUACAUUCUUUGAUGCGUUUGGUCAGAACCAGACGAUACCGGAAAUGCCUAUCACUCCAUUCCCAACCCUUUUCACUGCUCCCGUGUAUCGCCCCGCUAACAAUGCCGUCGAAUUGACCGUAUCCAACUUCUUCUACGAGGAUCCUAAAACACACGUACAGACGCCUCUAGAUGUUUAUCUGGGUAACUUGGGACCUUUACGCCAUCGGGUGUAUCAAGCUGCGACUCCUGGUCCCCUAACCAAUAUUGCACCUUUCGGUCAACCACUUGUAGGUGGUCCCCCUCCACCUGAUGGUUCGAACCCAGCAGCAGGCGACCAUGCCAUGAUGGCGGGACCCUCGGGCGCUGGCAUGUCUCCACCACGAUUUGUUCCCACUGGGCCACUACACACCAUCGUUAUCGUCGAGAUGCCCCCACUAGCGGACGUGAUAAAGGCAUUGGAGGAAGACGCCCUUCCACCUAACCACGAUCCCUCGAGGCCGCCAAGUAACGGCGAAGGCUCGCAGCCCCGUGAGGGCUCCAACGGCGCUUCACCUCCACAUCCUUCGAUCACUGGUAGAAGUCUUCCAUUGCUAUUUAUCCGCGCGUACGACGGAGUUGGCUAUCAUUCUGGGCGAACAAUAGCGUGCGAGAACGUAUUCCAAAGCAUGGACCUGUCAGCUGUACAGAACCCAGCCAAUCCCUUGCCGGGAGGCAUAGAACCUGGGUGGCUAGCCGCCGCCCAGGCUGCAGCUGCAGCAGAAGGUGGACUACAUGGAUGGACUCUCAGGGUAAUGUAG
This is a messenger RNA of Pleurotus ostreatus (oyster mushroom), 2229 nucleotides long. RefSeq lists its product as uncharacterized. The transcript is spliced from 5 exons. The record is from RefSeq and is a predicted model, not a curated record. Gene Ontology annotation, cellular component: nucleus. Gene Ontology annotation, biological process: regulation of transcription by RNA polymerase II. Bases 1 to 2229 code for a protein of 742 amino acids. Gene Ontology annotation, molecular function: RNA polymerase II cis-regulatory region sequence-specific DNA binding; DNA-binding transcription activator activity, RNA polymerase II-specific. Lineage: Eukaryota; Fungi; Basidiomycota; Agaricomycetes; Agaricales; Pleurotaceae.